ACCUACGUAUUGGUAGGUAAAAUGCGAUGAAUUUUUACUUUCAUCAAGCUUGGAAAGUGUUUCUGAGCUCUAAUAGCCAAGACAUUCAAUCUUCCUUCAGCUAUACCCAGUAAGUACUAAUAACAUCCAUAGUAUCCAUCUAGUCAAUGCAAAUCCCAUCAUCUUUCUUUCCCAUCUUCUCAUCCAUUCUUUUCAUCUCCUCUCCUCCUGUAGAUUGAUGACAUUCUAUGGCAUUCUGCACAAUUCCCAUCUCUUUCCAUCCAUAUUAGAUAAUACCCAUCAAUUGAUCCAUCCAUUCUCCCGAAUCAGAAUCGCCUCAAACUUUCACAUCUUAGCUCAAGUUCAUCAUCACACCUCAACCUAUCGCUUUCCCUCCCUCCAAUUCCCCAUCAAUCCAAACUCAUCCUAACCCCAAAAAUGUGCGACUUCGGAAUUCCAUUUGUCUGCAUCCAAUGUGGUACCGAUCAAAAUCCAUGUCAUGUUAAGGUAGUCGGUCCCACACUUGGAUUCGGAGUUGGAGUACUCAGCGCUCAACGGUUUUAUGAGCUACAAGUCUCCCAGAUACAGCCAGCCCUGCCACCGCUCCAAGGUCGCUUUCAACUGACAAAUGCAAUAGCUAGUAUGUUGGCCAGCCUCGCUCUUCGUCGGCUGCUGCGCUACGGAAGUGGAAUGUUAGGAGCACCUGUGGAUAUCAACGGACAGGUCUCAAACGCGAUACCGUUUUAAUGUAUAUUUGUAUUUGGAGACAGCUACAGUGCGUCGAUGUGAUGAAGUAAAGUUAGGAUUUGGAUACGUGUGCAUGGAGAGAAGAAAAUAGAAGAGAAGGAUGUUACAAUGAUACCUGGAAAGAUGGGCGGUGGAGAAGAAUGCAAUUGGGCGAAUGAUCUGAUCUGAUCUGGUAUGGCAUGAUGCGUAUAUAUAAUGAGUGUGCGGCAGUGAGAGAGGAACAUGAAAUGAUUCAACAAUGGAGAUUGCACUUCCAAUAACGCGCCCAAAAUGCUCUCACACCCAACCCCCAUAGGGUCAUAAAAUCAACCUUCAUCUUCCCACGC
Botrytis deweyae is the source of this 1052-nucleotide messenger RNA. RefSeq lists its product as uncharacterized. The record is from RefSeq and is a predicted model, not a curated record. NCBI's taxonomy places the organism in Eukaryota, Fungi, Ascomycota, Leotiomycetes, Helotiales, Sclerotiniaceae. The coding region runs from base 418 to 726 and encodes 102 amino acids. The transcript has 3 exons.